This is a messenger RNA of Spirometra erinaceieuropaei, 1044 nucleotides long. NCBI's taxonomy places the organism in Eukaryota, Metazoa, Platyhelminthes, Cestoda, Diphyllobothriidea, Diphyllobothriidae. The record is from the annotation of a GenBank genome assembly.
AUGGAUUCGAAGUUUGCCGGCGGCACUGUGCUCGCCCAUUUUCUCACCGAUGAGACCGGGCCACGGUGUGGAGACUUCACUUUCAACGAAGGGGACUUGCUUCUUCUCUGUUCCCGGGAGAUAAACCUCAAUGAACAACCAGCACAAAUGAUGGUCAGUCACCCUAAAAUACCCGGAUUAUCAUGGGUGAUUUUCUUUUACCAAACGGGACCAAACCAGUACCAGCCGAGGAUCGCCUAUGACUUUCCCAGCUAUUUGCGUGGUGACUGUGAAGUUUGUAUCCAGUUUGCCGGAAUGCACUGGCUUGUAAAACACAAAUUUGAGGGCAGUUCCUGGUUGACCACUUCAUUGGCGCCAAAAGUUAUGAAUGAAAGGUGGGUAACCCUGGGAACUGUGAAGAAGGUCGAGGUGCGGAUUAACAUAACCAAAAUCUGGUUCAAGUUCCCCCUAUUCACAGCAUGCUGUCAUCCACUGAAAACUAAGAAAUUCGUGCGGCAACCCGAUUUCACAAUGCCAGACCAUUUUGCGGACGUUCAGCUUGUGCCGGCAGAUCCCAGCAACAGACGCCUAUUUGCCCACAAACAGGUCUUAGCCAUGAACUCACCGUGGUUCUACGAGCGUUUCCGUCACGCCACAACGCUCAACACUGGGGACAUCGGACCAAUAGUCUCCCUUCCCUUCGACUACGACUGUGUGUGGAAUUUCUUGCGUUUUAUCUAUCCUAACAGCGACUUCAUAAUUGAUGCGCAGAACGUUGAAUGUCUGAUGGAUAUGGGCAAGGAGUAUCAGAUGCCCAGAAUUAUCCGGAAAUGUGAGAAAUUCUUGUACAAGUAUAUGGAAGGCGGCUCUGCCGUAUUGGCCUACUAUCUGGGCCGGAAACACGAGCUUAACUCCCUACAGGACGCUGCUCUCCUUCACUUAGCCGAGUUUAAUUCAUCCCAGCUAAGGGCUCGCAUCAAUUUGGACAUGAAGGGCAAGUCCGCGGACACCCAGGAAAUUCUGUUGAAUGACCUCUGUGUACGCCUCUCGGGAGCCCAUAGUUAG